Molecule: messenger RNA, 1257 nt
Organism: Sorex fumeus (smoky shrew)
Lineage: Eukaryota; Metazoa; Chordata; Mammalia; Eulipotyphla; Soricidae
Gene: FITM1
Product: fat storage inducing transmembrane protein 1
Exons: 2
Coding region: 314-1192 (292 amino acids)
Biological process (GO): phospholipid biosynthetic process; lipid droplet organization; lipid storage
Cellular component (GO): endoplasmic reticulum membrane
Source: RefSeq, a predicted model, not a curated record
AGGGCCUGAAAUAUGAACUGGGACGUGGUUAGAGCUGGGAACAGGGACCGAGAGGGUCUGGGGGACACACUCAAGGGAGAAAUCCCAGGUCACUGUGAGGACACGCGCCUGACGCUCGAAUGGGCCCUGCUGACGUGGCAGCCCUCUCCCCCGUCCCCCAGGCCCCCCACCCUCUCCCCCGCCUGCCAGCUGCCAGCAGAGCUCUGCCCUGUGUCUGCGACACCUGUCACUGCCAGUCUUUGUCCGGGGGGGCCCCAUCAGCCCCUCCUCAGCCACCCAGCAGAGCAAGCGGUUUGUGGGGAGGGGAGGGAACAUGGAGCGGGGGCAGGUGGUGGGGGCAGGGCGGGGGGCCGUGGCCCGGAUCCGGGCCCUGCUGGGUGGCCUGCUCAAGGUGCUGCUCUGGGUGGCCUCCGCCUUGCUGUACUUCGGGAGUGAACAGGCCGCCCGUCUGCUGGGCAGUCCCUGCUUACGGCGCCUGUACCAUGCCUGGUUAGCGGCCGUGGUCAUCUUUGGGCCCCUUCUGCAGUUCCACGUCAACCCUCGGACCAUCUUUGCCAGCCACGGCAACUUCUUCAACAUAAAGUUCGUGAAUUCCGCAUGGGGCUGGACGUGCACCUUCCUAGGAGGGUUUGUGCUGCUGGUGGUGUUCCUGGCCACGCGGCGUGUGGCUGUGACCGCCCGGCACCUGAGCCGGCUGGUGGUGGGGGCGGCCGUGUGGCGGGGGGCCGGCCGGGCCUUCCUGCUCAUUGAGGACCUCACGGGCUCCUGCUUUGAGCCUCUGCCCCAGGGCCUGCUGCUCCAUGAGCUGCCGGACCGCCGCAGCUGCCUGGCCGCCGGCCACCAGUGGCGGGGCUACACGGUGUCUUCCCACACCUUCCUGCUCACCUUCUGCUGCCUGCUCAUGGCCGAGGAGGCCGCCGUGUUCGCCAAGUACCUGGCCCAUGGGCUGCCCGCCGGCACACCCCUUCGCCUGGUCUUCCUGCUCAACGUGCUGCUGCUGGGCCUCUGGAACUUCCUGCUGCUCUGCACCGUCAUUUACUUCCACCAGUACACGCACAAGGUGGUGGGCGCGGCCGUGGGCACCUUCGCCUGGUAUCUCACCUACGGCAGCUGGUAUCGUCAGCCCUGGUCUCCAGGGAGCCCGGGCCAUGGGCUCUUCCCUCGGCCACGCUCAGCACGCAAGCAUAACUGAAAGCAAUAAAGGCACUGCAAGCCUGGCUCUGGCUCCUGUUACUUGCCUGCAGGCACCUGGUAGAG